AGUCGUAGUUCGGUCACGUUGACCAGCAGCAGUCAUGCUGAACGGCAAGUUUUACACGGGUCUGCCGCCAAAAAUGGUGGAGCGUCAAGCUGUAAAGGUGUGCAAUCGCCAGGAGUCGCACUUCUUCUGGCCGGAUGACUCUCGAGCGGAUUCGGCGGUGGAGAACCGCGUGAAGAGGAGGAACAGCCAGCAGUUGGCUGUGGAACGGCCCCUAGAACGACUCUCCUCGGUCCAAAAUCCCUCACCCACCGAAGUGGAUACGCGACGGAUGUUUCACAAGGAGUUUGCCAGCUCCUCCAUUCAGUUCUACGACAAUCUGCAGUCAAAUCCCGCUCCUGGGCUGAGAAGGGGUACCCACCGGGAAUUGACACCCAAGCUUACAGAAGUAAAGCCGCUGGAGGAAAGAAUGGAGGACAAGUCAAUGGUGGACGCCACGGCCAGUCGCCGCCAACAGGCCUACAGCUCCAAAAUCCAGUUUUACGACUAUGUGAACGAGGCCGAUAAUGCCACCCAAAAUAAUGUGCGGAGACCCCAGAUGGACUUGAAUGACAAGCGUGAGGUGGAACUCAAUUCCAAGAACAGCCCCAAGCUCCAGGUCAAGCGGAAUGUGCGCAGUUUCAGUGUGGAACUGGAACCAAAGGUGACCAAGAAGCCCCUCAACGAUAGUCCUGAAUGGCGACCCAGACCACGACCACUGCCCAUGCCCAAGAAGAUACUGAAGCAAUCGUCGCUGCAGGAUCAAGACUCCAUGGACUUUCUGGACAAUCGCGUGCGACGUUUGCAGUUGACGCGGAGUCCAGGGCUGCCCAAGAAGCAUGUGACCUACAACGAGGAGGCGGCUGAAUAUGCCUACUACGAGGAUCCGCAGGUAGAUUUGAUCCCGGAACCUGUCUACGAAAGUCGCCCUCGUCAGCAGCCAAAUAUGCCCACCGGAAGUCGCCAUCAGCAGCAGCAAAAUCAACAGUUCCAGCAGCAAUAUCAGCGUCAGCAGCAGCCGCGUUCGUUUAUGGAAACUAGUCGGGCCAAGCCAUUAAAUAACAAUAAUAACUACCACCAGGCCAGCGGUAGGAAAAUCUUGCCAAAAUUAAGCGAGAGCCCAGCGGCAACUACACACAUGCUGGAUGAGGUUCCCUCCUCUGCUCCCGCUGCCGAUCCCCGCAAGCACCUGCGCAGCAGCCUCUGCUUCAGCGGCGACGCUCUCAUGGUGGGCGGCACGCCGGCAGCACAGUCAGCGCAGCGCAGCUCCGCCGGGCAGCGGAUCAGCGUGGGUCUCCCAGAUUGAGGCUCAAUCAAUUCUGCUUUGAAUUGCGUGUUUAAUCAGCUGCAGCUGCACAGGGAGAAAUAUCAGAGGUAGAAGUAGGAAAAUAGAAAUUGUUGCUUUAAAAAAUUUGAGAAAUGUUGAAGAAUCUGGUUUUGGUAGCCAGAAUUUGUCUUGAAUAUUCAAAAACUUAUAUUUUCUUGAAAUAAAUCAAGAAACAUUAAAAUUGUAUAAAAUUAUGGAAUAAAAAGAUUUAGAAUUUAGAUUUUUAUAUAUUUUUCCCUGUGCAGUAAAGUUGACACCAGAAAACCUGCAAAAGUUAAUUGAAAGUAACAGCUGCGAUUGCAGCAGCAUCAAAAGCACAGCAAAAACACAGCAAUCUCUGAAGGCGCGGCGUUGAGGCAACAACAGCCACAAACUUUGCUGGCUUUUAUUUUAACGAUCAUCUGCCCAACUUUGAGUUCACCCACGAACGAAUGAGUCGGCAUUCGUUGAAUAUACAUAAAUACUACGUAUAUAUGCACAUAAACAAACCUUGAUCUUGACUAAUUUGUGAGCCGUCUGGCUGCCUUUUGCUGUUGUUGUGCAACCCGAACAUGUAUUAAUUUAGACUUUUUAAGCCAACGCAGAAUAAUCUAUAAUUAUUAUAAUAGAGAUAUGCU
This is a messenger RNA of Drosophila kikkawai, 1920 nucleotides long. RefSeq lists its product as uncharacterized. Lineage: Eukaryota; Metazoa; Arthropoda; Insecta; Diptera; Drosophilidae. The record is from RefSeq and is a predicted model, not a curated record.